AUCUGUGAACGUGGAGGAAGAAGAAAUUGUGUAGUAGCAGUUUUGAGUAUAGAGACCUGCAGGAUAAGGCAAGCAGGCGAUUCUGUAAGGCCCUGUUUGGAUGAAGCAAUAAAAAGUUCCUUUUCUAGGGAUUUUGAUUCCAAAAAGAAGAAUCGAUCAAUCCAUCACACACACUCUCUUUUCUGUUUCUCUGUCAAUCAAUCAGCUUUGUUGUUUGGGAGCUUCGUCAGAUCAGAUCUGUGGAUUUUGAAUUUGAUUAUUUGUAGUGUUUGAGAGGAGAGAUUGGUUUUGUGGUUGAGAAAUGGGGACGGGAUGGAGGAGAGCAUUCUGCAAUACGGUUUCACGAGAGAGAGGAGACUCGGCGGCGGCGGAGAAGCAGCAGGGAGGGAAUCUGAGGUUUAAGCUCGCCGGAGGUAGCGUUCCGUCGACUCCUCGACUGCGGUGUAGGACCAAUGCGAGUGGCGAUGGUGGAGAGAAUGUUGAUGUGGUGAGUCCUGACUUUGAACGAAGAACCACGCCUAAAUCUCAGAAUAAAAGCCCUAGGUCUCGUCUCGGUGGCUCCAAUCCGUCUUCUCCUCGAUCUCCGUUCGCGAUACUGAAGAACACUCUCCGCCUGUCCAGAAAUAGCUGUGGAGUGUGUAUGCAGAGCGUGAAGACAGGUCAAGGAAUGGCUAUCUACACGGCUGAGUGUUCUCACGCUUUCCAUUUCCCCUGUAUCGCCUCUCACGUCAGAAAGCAAAGGUCUCUAAUCUGCCCUGUCUGCAACACCAAUUGGAAGGAUGUUCCAUUGCUAGCAAUCCACACGCAGAAUCGGAGCAAAAAUCCUCAACCGGAAGAAGAGAAACUUAUCGUGGUGGAUUCUGGCACUCCGAGCAAAAGCACUCCUGUUUCCAGCCCUAAACUCACCAAACUUUGUGAUUCGAAAAGCUACGCUGACGAUGAGCCAUUGGUUACCCCCAAAUCUGGUGCGAAGUUUGUUCCGAUUCCUGAAGCAGCUCGGGAUGAAGAAGAUGAGGAAGAGGUCGAAGAAUUUCAAGGAUUUUUCGUAAAUCCGAUCUCAAGCAGCGACUCUUCCUUCUCGAAUCACCGGAGUUCCAGAGAUGUGGAAGUCAGUUUGUUGCACGAAGCUGCUGUGAUAUCUCAGGGCCGCACUCACGGUACGUACGUCGUCGUUUUGAAGGUCAAGGCGCCGGCGCCUCCGCCGCCGCACGCACGUGAUGCGGCGCGGCGCGCGCCGAUCGACCUCGUCACCGUCCUCGACGUCAGUGGUAGCAUGACCGGCGUGAAGCUGGAAAUGCUCAAGCGAGCCAUGCGCCUCGUCAUUUCCUCCCUCGGCGCCGCCGACCGCCUCUCCAUCGUGGCGUUCGCGGCGGCUACGACGAGACUGCUCCCCCUCCGGCGAAUGACGACAAACGGCCAGCGCCUGGCUCGGCGCAUCAUCGACCGGCUCUCGUGCAGCCAAGGCUCCAGCAUGGCUGAAGCUCUAAAGCAAGCCACGAAGGUUCUGGAAGAACGGCGCGAGAGAAACCCAGUCGCCAGUAUUAUACUCCUCUCAGAUGGCCAAAACGACGCCGUCCCACCGAACAACAGAACCGGAACCGCACAGCGAACCACCACCGGUCCGUCCCACGUGUCCUCAACCCGGUUCUCCCACGUCGAGAUUCCGGUUCACACCUCCGGUUUCGGCCGCGACCCGGCCGAAGACGCUUUCUCGAAAUGCGUAGGCGGAUUACUCAGCGUCGUCGUCCAGGAUCUGAGGGUCCAGAUAGGAUUCGGACCCGGGUCGGACCCCGCCGAGAUUACAGCAGUUUAUACAUACAACGAACGACCCGAAGUUCUCGGGUCGGGUUGUGCCCGUCUCGGCGAUCUCUACGCCGAGGAAGAAAAGGAGCUCUUGUUAGAAAUCCGGGUCCCGAACACACGGGUCGGGUCGCACCACGUCCUUUCAGUUCGAUGCUGUUACAAGGAUCCGGCCACUCAAGAGCCGAUCUACGGUCAAAACCAAGCCCUGCUCGUCCCGAGUCCGCAGACCGUCCGAUCUGGGCUUCCGAGGAUCGAACGGUUGAGAAACGCUUUUGUGACGGUCCGAGCCGUAGCCGAGUCGCGCCGAUUGAUCGAGCACAACGAGCUGUCCAGCGCCAUGCAGCUGCUCGCCUCGGCUCGAGCCUUGCUGCUGCAGUGGAAGUCAGCGGCGGCGGCUGAGUGCGUGAAAGGGUUAGAGGCGGAGAUGAGGGAGGUGCUGUGGCGGCGGCAGUACGAGCAGGAGGUGGCGGCGCGGCGGAGAGCGCCGGCGGAGGAGCGAGAAGUUGGGGUGUUGGUGGACGAAAAUGGGGAGCCGCUCACGCCGACCUCGGCUUGGAGAGCCGCCGAGAAGCUGGCUAAAGUGGCUCAGAUGAAGAAGUCGAUGAAUAGGGUGAGCGACUUGCAUGGCUUUGAAAAUGCUAGAUUUUAAUUUUAAUUUUAAUUUUUAAUAAUUUUGGAUAAAUAGCAUAAAUUUUUCAUUUUUAUAAAUUACUUUCCCUUUUUUUAUAUAUUCUAUU
Andrographis paniculata is the source of this 2540-nucleotide messenger RNA. Its product is annotated as E3 ubiquitin-protein ligase WAV3-like. The record is from RefSeq and is a predicted model, not a curated record. The coding region runs from base 302 to 2452 and encodes 716 amino acids. The transcript has 2 exons. Lineage: Eukaryota; Viridiplantae; Streptophyta; Magnoliopsida; Lamiales; Acanthaceae.